Molecule: messenger RNA, 2172 nt
Organism: Xenopus laevis (African clawed frog)
Lineage: Eukaryota; Metazoa; Chordata; Amphibia; Anura; Pipidae
Gene: oc90.S
Product: otoconin 90 S homeolog
Exons: 18
Coding region: 1-1677 (558 amino acids)
Source: RefSeq, a predicted model, not a curated record
AUGAUUAUUAUACAGCUGUUGGGGCUGCUGAUGAUUUUGCACAUUGAGACCAGAAAUGCUCAGGAAUCCGGCGGAUCCCCAGUGUUACCGGACCUUGCGGAAAUACCCCUCCGGGAACUGAAUAACUUCACAUUCAAUGGAGUCUUUAAAAACAUAGAAAGUGUGACGCCAUUUCUGGAUUGCCUUGGAUCCCAGUUUACUUGGCUACAGGUCGUCUUUACCAAUUUCCCGGCUUUGCUUAAUUUUGUGAGCAAGUUAAAAUGCGUGACGGGCUUGUGUCCCAAAGACCUUGAAGAUUACGGCUGCACCUGCAGAUACGAGAUGGAAGGGCAGCCCAUCGAUGAAACAGACAGUUGCUGUUACCAACAUCGUAAAUGUUACGAAGAAGCCACGGACAUAGACUGCCUCUGGGACCCGGCCAAAAUCUCCGCUGAUGUCAGUUGCCUUUCCAAGAAUCUGACCUGCGAGUCCGGAGAUGCAUGUGAGAAACGUCUAUGUGACUGUGACAAAGAGGCCAUUGAAUGUUUUGUGAACUCACACAUUAACUCCUCUGUGAAAGGAAUAGACAUUGCAUUCUGCCCGGCUCCCGUUACAGAUUUACCAGACACAACAGUCAAGAGAAUUGACAUCGUCCAUCAACCACAAUUACAACAGAACAGAAGUGCAGAUGGCGCUAAUGUACCCACUAGAGAAGGUACGUCAGCAGCAGAACAAGUCGGGGGGCAGAAUGAUGUGACCUCGUUCCCUUCGGCUGAAGAGAUUAUCCCAGAAAUGGAAACUACGACUCUUCCUAUGGGCACAGCUGGAACAGAAACUCAGAGAAUUCAGACCACAGAAUUGGGAGGUGCAGGACUUGGCACUAUGAGAACUGGAGAUUCUUUGGGUGAAAGCAGUGCCGAAUCUAUAUCUCUCAGCACUACCACUAAAACAACCGCAACUGCUGUUACUGAAUGUACAACACAGAAAAACAGCAUUGUUCCCACAAAGAGCGGAUUCAAGAUGUUAGAUGAAAGUACAGGCAAUGUUGAUUUGUUCGCAGUGUCCCCAGUGACAGAGAGUGAACUGGAUGUGUCACUAGAAAAAGUGUGUGACAGGUAUAACUUUUUGCAAAUUAAUGAAGAAGGGAAUGUCAAUAGGGAGCUGCCGUUACUGGGGGAAAUGCUAUUUUGUUUGACUGGUCGAUGCCCAGAAGAAUUUGAAGGGUAUGGCUGCUACUGUGGCCAAGAAGGUAAAGGGAGUCCAAUAGAUGAACUGGACAGCUGCUGUUUUUCCCAUCAUUGCUGUAUUGAGCAUUUGAAGAAACUGGGUUGCCAACCACAGAGAAACAUAAGGUCUGAGGUUUUAUGUUUAGACCACAAACCAACAUGCCUUGGAUGGGGCAUAUGUGACAAGCUCCUGUGUGCGUGCGACAAAGCAGCUGCUGAAUGCAUGGCGGCAGCACCAUACAAUGAAACAGCUCGAUUAGAAAUCAGAAGAGAGUGUCAAGGUGAAGCAGUUUCAUGCAGAAAUGGAGGAUUUGAAGAGAAUCCAGACCGAGCUAUUGAGACCCAACCUGGAAGUUCCAGCUCAGAGUCAGAUGAGAGCAGUGAAGAACAAAGGCCUAUAAUGGAAGUUGUGAAAUCAGAAAACGCUCGCCAGGCAAGAAGACGACGUUCUGUCUUUUUUGGAAAGAAAUAACAGGGAACACAGCACAAAUUCUUUAUUUUUAAAUGACUGCUUAAAACGAAACCACAAUGAAAAUUAUAUUGAUCGUUUUCCAUUAUUUGUACCAACUUGGUAUUCAACGGGCUAGAAAUGUUGGGUGGCACCUUCAUUGUAGAUCUGCAGGUAGCAGGUACACUCCACAAAGUUGCUUACUUCAUGUGCCAAAAGUUCUGUUAAUGGAAGAGUUUAUCUUCCUCGCAGAAUUUUAGUAAGUAACAUUAGACAUUGUGGACAGAAUUGUUUGACCAUGUCUCUGGGUGCUAUCAGAAUUGAAAUGAAGGUCCCAUCAUUAAACAUACUUGUCCUUUAUAUCCUGGUAGUGAGAUAAAGUUGAUGGAACUACCGUAUGACAGGUGGCAUCAUUCUAUAAGCGAGAAAAUGCCAAUGUCGUCUCACACACACAUGAAGUCCAGUGGGUUCUAUAGGAAUGGGUUUAUACGACUAUCACUUACCUCGACAGUCACAUAC